Camponotus floridanus (Florida carpenter ant) is the source of this 1125-nucleotide messenger RNA. RefSeq lists its product as uncharacterized. The coding region runs from base 433 to 1077 and encodes 214 amino acids. The record is from RefSeq and is a predicted model, not a curated record. Lineage: Eukaryota; Metazoa; Arthropoda; Insecta; Hymenoptera; Formicidae. The transcript is spliced from 5 exons.
CAAGAUCUGAGAACAAGAUGUAAUAGUCACAAUGAACAAGAUAUAAUAGUUGCAAGGUAUAAAUCUAGUCUACUAUAAAUACUUGAGUAUUACAAGGCCAAAUAGGACAGAGUUAUAAAUAAGCAACUCUAUGGCAGUGCUUGUCGUAGCAAUCCUCUCAUCAGUAACUGAAAAAGCAUCUUUUGAUUUAAAAUCACAAAUUUAUGCUGGUGCUGUAACUAGUGAGUCCAUUUACGUAGAAAAAAAUUAAGAGCAGUAAACAAGUACAUAUAACAAUUGCUGUUAUGAUUACGCAACAUCGUUAACUUCGUUAAGAAAAGCCUUUUGCCUCUUGAAUUGUGUAUUGAAUGAUCAUUGUGACAAACAUCUGUGAAGAAUAGACUGGUUUCACGGUAUUAACAGCUGUAAGAGAAAAAAACGAUCAAUAUAACAAUGUGGUUUUUUAUACUUUUUUAUUUAUCAUUCAUAUUACGAAAAUCUGAAACUGCAAGUGAUGUAAUAGUGAAAGAAGUAUCAGCUGGACACUUGGCUGAGCUUCCAUGCUCAAGUAUUGACGAAUAUCAUCGUUUUAUGAUGUGGCAAUUUGGAAAUAAUGACCAGAUCAUUAGUCCAGGAAAUCCUUUCAAUGAAAAGAAAUAUAAUUAUGAAGUGUUGACUGGCACACUCCUGAUAAGGGGUGUUUCAACUGCAGAAUCUGGCUUUUAUAAAUGUAUUUCAAGAGGUUUAAAUGAUGAGUCUAAAUUAAAAAUUGGUUCUAUUGAAUUAAUAGUCAAAAAUGAUUGGGAGAAACUUUGGGAAAACGAUUUUGAGACAAAUCUGUUACGAGGAAUGACUGCUGUUAUGGUAUUUGUGGUUGCUAUAGCUGUCAUACUUUUAAUUAUUAUUGUUAAGAGAAAGAGAAGUCAAAGAUUCUUUGAUCUAGAAGAGUCGAGAGAAAAUUCUCCAACACGAUAUACGCCAAAUAACACACCUGGUGUUUCAUCAAGUACUGGAAAUGUUGGAGUCGAUAAUGUUGCUGUUGAAAUUGAUUUCCCUAAAGUAUUUAAACAAAUGCAGAAAGAACAAGCAAUGCCAUAAUGAUUAUAAAAUAGGAAUUAUAUUAGAAAAUUUCCAGAGAACUUAGCC